This is a messenger RNA of Folsomia candida, 6433 nucleotides long. RefSeq names its product E3 ubiquitin-protein ligase SHPRH. The record is from RefSeq and is a predicted model, not a curated record. The transcript is spliced from 21 exons. Gene Ontology annotation, molecular function: ubiquitin protein ligase activity; ATP binding; ATP-dependent chromatin remodeler activity. NCBI's taxonomy places the organism in Eukaryota, Metazoa, Arthropoda, Collembola, Entomobryomorpha, Isotomidae. Gene Ontology annotation, biological process: protein polyubiquitination; DNA damage response. Gene Ontology annotation, cellular component: nucleus. The coding region runs from base 210 to 6167 and encodes 1985 amino acids.
AAAAUUUACUUAUACGUUUCGGAUUUACUAUUUUUUCAAUUUUUACUAAUUCGAUUUUUUGUUUUCAAAGUUUAAAGUUGAUUGCAAUAAUUCAUAUCGUAAUUUCGGCAUGAAUGAAUCUGUCUGUCACCUACAGUAGUAGAAAAGAAGGAGAUUCUGCCGCUGAACUCUUCCUAUUCGGUCAGCAGGCUGACCAUAGCUGAAUAGAUAUGUCGGAAUUGUCAGGUUCGAAUGAGGACCUUGAUAACGACAAUCCGAGGAGCAGUAUUUUAGACGAUGAGUUUACCACUGAGGAGGAUUUGCUAUCACUGUCGAAUUCUCCUGAUAGCAAUAGCUCAGAAGAACUGCCAUCAUUGUCAAAUUCAGAAACCAAUGAAGAAAAUGUUUUCCAGCCAUCUCCCUCUUCAGGAGGAGGGAGGGACCUUUCAGUAUCCGAUCAUACCUCAGAUAAUAUAUUAAGUCAAGACUCUUCGCCGGAUACAGAAGAAUUGGUGCAAGAGCAGCCAUCCACAAGUCGUGGGACAACUAUUCGGAGUUUCAAGACAAGAAUUGAUGAAAAUGGCGAAACUAUUUUCGAGUUUGCGUCUGAUGAUGAUGAACCUGUUUCUGAACAAGAAAAUGAAGAAGGGGGGCUUGGCCACCAACCACCAUCAAAUCAACCAAGUUGGGAAGGUCAACUUGAAACUAUAAGGCGUGUGCAAGGUACCCACUAUCAAGCAGCAAUUAUUAAUAGCAAUCAACAUGGAGUUGGAACAAAUUCGGACUGGGGGUCAGAAGACUCAGAAGAUGAUCCAGACUAUUCACCAGCCAGUACUGACGCAUCAGCAACAAGUAUUGCACAAAGAGCUGCAGCACGUCGAAAUCUUGCGUCAGUAGCAGGUCAUAUUUUAGGGCCACAGCAGUCGCAACGUGUACUAACUCAUUUAGGAACAGUACGACAAGUUCAACUUGGUGGUACAGCAAGAACUCGAACUACAACUGCAACGAGACGACCAAGAAAAAAGAAGAGAGCAAGAAAAAAGAAAAUCUCAGUGAAAAAACCUGCCGUUCAAAGGGUUCCUAAACCAGUGAAGCCAUUACUUCCAAAAACCAUAUUUCAUGAUGAAAACGGCAACGAAACUGCAAAGCUGUAUAGAUCGCAAAUAUCAAGUAGUAUUAAUCAUAGAACGAACAUUAAAUUUACUACAGAAGGCUCAAAUGAAAAUGGAAAUCAAAUUAGUUCAUAUUGUAAGGUGGGCGAGGUGUUCUUACAGAUGACGAAUCCUGACGAUGAACUGCGAAUACUGAACUGUGAAAUGUUACUGAGUAAUUUUCCAGGGUUAAAGCAAGUCAUUUUACAUUCUGCUGACUACCGAGAUGUGGCUUUAAUGGAAUUAAAAACUGAACAGACAUUAUCUGAAGAAGAGGCAGUUCGGCAACCAAAACCAAAACUCAACAAGUCGGAUAAAAGAAGAACUCUAAUAUUUGUCGCCAGAAAAAUGUAUUUGUUUCCUUGUCACAUUGAGGGAUUUGGCACAAAACUAUUCACUUCUAAAGGGUUUGGCAAUAAGAAAGUAUUUCUUCUCGAGUUUGUUGGCCUUUGUGAAGAACGUAAACGAGUCAAAAUAAACAUUCUAUUAAACAAAACGUUUAUAAUUGGGCCACACACCUUGAACGACAUUCCAUAUUCUAAGAACAAAAUACUUGCAGACAGUUUAAACUCUCUGUUUAAUGUCCAACCCCAACCUCCUCCACAUUAUGAACCGAUCCAUGAUAACGAUGAAGCACAGACUCUCGAACUCCAGACGAAGGAAGACAUUCCUUGGUUUUAUGGACAAAUCAAAAAAUAUCAUGAUAGAGAAGUAUUGCCUUCUCCCACGUUUUCGCUUCAACCUAAGAUUCUUGGUCCCACUCUUAGACAAUAUCAAAGGAAUGCUGUUCAAUGGAUGCUUUACAGAGAAGGGGCAUUGACAACAAAUUCACAAUCGACAGAACUAACCCCUAAAUUGGACAUUAAAACAUCGUUUAUCAACAAAAUGUACGUUCCAAUCUCGAUCGAGGGAAAACAGGCGUUCUACAACCCACAUAUUGGAUAUAUGUGCUGGGAGGUACCUCUUUUAGAUGGUUUACCCUCUGGAGGUAUAUUGGCAGAUGAAAUGGGAUUAGGCAAAACAGUGGAAGUGAUUUCUCUAGUACUACUCAACCCAAAACCAAUGGAGGAAUCCAAAGAAAAUCAAAGUGACGUGGACGACGAAGAAUCAAUUUAUGAAGAUGAUGAUGAUAAUUCUCCUCAAAGUGGCUCCAACUUCAACAGUGGUGAGGAUGAUAAUAUUGACGAAAGUUCGUCAGAAUCAUGGCAUCCACCCCAAAAAAGAAAAAGAACUUUUGGUGUGAACAAUAUAAGGGAAUCAUCUCGAACAUAUUCAAAACUAGUUAACAGUAAACAUGACUCGCAAGCGCCUGUGCACCCCAAGUUCAAAGGAAAACGCAACACUUCUCCAUGUACUUUUGUAACAAUAGGAUGUCCAACUAAUGAUUCGGAUGAAAAAUCCUCGGUUGUGAAUGACUCCGGUGAUGAUUCUGUCGAAAACGAAAUUAUUCCUUCCUCAUCUUCUUCAACUUCAAGUCAUAAACAAAUUAAACGGCAAGCGACUGAGGCUGUUGAUGUCAAAGCUGACCUUCCUAAAAAAAUAUUGAAAACUUCGGUGCGAACUACAACAUUUUCAAGAUGUAAAGCAGUGUAUGAAGCAGAAUUGUUAAAUUACAGCGAAGUGCAUAAUGUUUCGCGAGUAAAAUUUAAUGGAACGUUCUUUGAGACAAAAAUUGCAAGAAUUUCAAGAUUCGAGUGCAUUUGUGGAGGUAGCAGUGGUAAUGACAAGAACGAGAUUGUUAUUUGCAGUAUAUGUCAUAGUUCGCAGCACAGUCGUUGUGUUGGUCAUGAGAAAUACUUGCUUCGUCGCUCUUCAAAUAAUAAAUAUAUUUGCCCGCAUUGUACAACAAUUGAGCCACCUGUUCCUGCCAAGACCACACUUAUUGUAACUCCAAAUACUAUAAGCCAUCAAUGGAUCAACGAACUCAAACGUCAUGUGAAUAAAGAUAAUAUGAGCAUCAUGUUCUACAAGGGAGUUACAAAUCACGGCUAUGUUCCUCCUACCAAGCUUGCAGAAUUUGACAUUGUGAUUACAACCUACAACACAUUGGCAAAUGAAUUGAACUACGUUGACCUGCCUCACACUAAUAGCGAGGACGGGCGGAGAUUCCGUAAUGCAAAACGCUUCAUGACAAUUCCCUCGCCGCUGCCAAGCGUGUACUGGUAUCGAGUUUGUUUAGAUGAGGCUCAACUCGUUGAAGGAAUUUCUACCAAAAUGUCCAUGAUGGCCUUGAAAUUUAAGGCUCAUCACCGAUGGUGCGUCACUGGUACCCCAAUAAAUGAAGGCCUUCGGGAUCUAUUUGGGCUGUUCGCCUUUUUGAGUGUUGAACCGGUUGCGUUAGAUUUUUGGUGGCAGAAACUUGUUCAAGAACCGUUCCAUCGGAAAGACGUUUCUCUUUUGUACGAACUGUUUGGUCAGGUCAUAUGGAGGACAGGAAAAACAGACGUCUUGGGCCAGCUUGGUAUUCCUCCACAAACUUCUGUGCAUCAAUGGUUGACAUUUUCAGCUGUCGAAACUCAUUUCUAUAAACAACAAUAUGAAAUUUGCUCAAAGAAAAUUUUGGAGAAAAUUUCAAGAUUACGACAAAUAAACAGCAACAUAUUAGAGACAAGACUUUCGAUAUUGGAUCGUCAAAUCCUACAAUCACUUCUACUACCAUUUUUAGAAUUACGGAAAGCCUGCUGCCAUCCACAGAUGGUGAAAGGUCAUUCAUUCUCUCUUCAAAAAGACGCAAUGACGAUGGAAGAAUUACUGGCCCAAUUAAUCAAGAAAACAAGUGUUCAAUGUGCUGACGAUCAUCGUCAGAUUGUGGCAUCUUUAAAUGGAAUGGCGGGUAUACAUAUGAUCAAAGAAAAUUGGCUUUCUGCUUCUGAAAUGUAUCGAGAGGUUUUACAAUCAUCGGAAAAGAACGACAAGCAUUUUACAACGGAUUCACUUCAGCUGUAUCAUACAAAGGAAAAUUUGGCCGAUUUAUUGGACCGACAUCAUGAUGGCAUUCCAUAUACUUUGAGAGAUAGUUCAUUGCGAACUGAAGCUGAAGAGCUAAAGAAAAAAUACCUUCAAAAAUAUUCCAACAGUGUAAAAGCAGCACAAAUGGUGGUCAAACCAUUGUCCAAAGUAAUUGAAGAUUUGCCAGCAGAAUUCAAAUGUCACAACUCAUCUUGGUGGUCAAUAGCCUUAACAAAAGCAUCAAAAAUUGGCAAAAUUGAUGAAUUUGUUAAACGCAUCAAGGAUGAACUAUCAGGAGGUCCGGAUGUUAAACAAAUGAAAAAUUUUAUUUCGCUAGCAAAUAGAUUUAACGAUGCAAAUGGACUGGAACGGGUCCUUGUUGAAAACAUUCUAGAAAUUGACAAGUUACGUAAAUCUGCAUUGAAAGGGUUGGAUAAAUUACAACAAGAAGGUGCAAACUCAUUUGUACAUGCGGCAAUAAGUUGUCAUUUACGUAAGAAGGCACAAUUGUACUACAAAGAAAGUGAUGAACUAGGAUUCCGUUGUCAGCUUUGCCAAUAUCAUGACUUGUUCUUGCAAUAUGAGUCGGCAUUAUUUAAAGAGAAAAAAAGAAAGAAAAUUGUCCGGACGGGUAGACAAUGGCAACAACAUAAGAUACUAGGAGAUGUUACAUCGGAUUUGACUGAAGACGAACGAAACUUGGUAUUAUUAAGGGAAGAAGAAGAAUUGAUAGAGUCACUGGAGCAUUGUAACGUUGGCCUUAGUGAUGCCCAACGUCAGGGAACAUGGGGCGAUUCCGAUACUGAAAAAAUCUUAAAGUUAAUCAACAACUUUGCAAGAAUUAAUGGACUACGGGGCGAUGUUCGAGAUGAUGGGACAACUCAUAUUAAGCUAUUUGAUGCCAUGAAGAAAGAAUUUAGAUUUUUGCGUAUUCUUUGGAGACAAAUCUACGACGAAGUUUCUGCUUAUGAUGAACUUAGUCAAGCCACAACUCGACUUUGCCUGAAAUAUAACGUCGAGGUGAACAGUAGCAGCGUCGUUGACAAUCAAGUUGCCAGUACAAGUACCGGAGGGGGUGGAAGCAGUCGUAGGAAAAAGAAACCACCAGUAAAGGAAUUGCAAUCUGGACAAAUUGAGCAAGAUCAAAGAAUACAAAAUAUCAACUUGCUUGAACCUCAUGAGUUGGAAACAAAGGUAGCACAAAUGCAACUCGAAUUGGAAUUAGGAAAAGCAAAUCUCUCAGUUCAUAUGGGACAGUUAUUAUAUUUGGAGACAUUGAAGAAAAAAGACUAUGGAAAACGGGGUACCGUUAACUCUGAAGAUUGCCCGGUCUGUCAGUGUCCGCUGAAUUAUGAAUGGAGCGUACUAUGUUGUGGCCAUUCAUUCUGCUUGGACUGCAUAAAACAAAUGUGCCCUAAUGUAUCGCAAAGUUUCUUUUGUCCACUCUGUCGAACGUCUGUAAAGUAUUCGGAUGUAUCAUUCGUGGAUACUAAAGGUACUGAAGUUAGCAGUCCUUCCAAACGUUCAACGAAAACAAAACAUAUUAAAGGGAGUCAUUCUACUAAGGUUGAGGCAGUAGUAGAAACUUUACUACGACUUCAAGACUCACAUCCAAGCGAGAAAGCUAUAAUUUUUUCUACGUGGGUGGACGUAUUAGAAAUUAUUUCAAAGGCUCUUGCACAAAAUGAUAUCAGGAGCUGUCUGUUGAACCAAUUAGGAAAGAAAUUUGAAACCGAGUUGCAGCGAUUCAAGCAAACUGAGGACAUCCAAGUGUUACUAAUGCCACUUGCUUCUGGGUCGAAAGGUUUAAAUAUCAUUGAAGCAACGCAUAUUAUUUUAGUUGAACCCAUCCUGAGUCUUGCCAGUGAGUUGCAAGCAAUUGGCAGAAUUCAUCGAAUUGGACAGACAAAGCCAACAUUUGUUCACCGAUUAUAUGUAAAGGAUACUAUAGAGGAGCAGCUAUUCGAGGUAUUGAAGGGGCAUGACGUUUCUUCUGAUGCUGAAGGAGCUUUAACAGUAGCAGAUUUGCAAAGUCUAAUUAAAGACGGAAAGAAUUACUCUGGUCCUAACACGGUGACGUUAGAUUAAGAUUCACCGCUCCCUACGUAUUUGCAUGCACACACAAGUGCAUGCCUAUUAAUUGUCUACUUUAAUAAAGUAAAUUGCUGAACUUAUUGUACAUAUAGUAUAAUAUGUAGCUCGUUAAAUUUUUUGUUGUUGAAUGAAUUAUCGGUAAUUACGUUAUGUUUAUGAAAUUGUUGCACUAAAACAGUUAAGUAGUUUUAGUUUUAUAAGGGUCAACUUGAUACAUAAGCUCAUUUAUCAAUAAAUGACAAUUAUAAAACUAUUCGUGU